CCGCGACAGUUUGUUUUUGUUAUUCUCAGGACUCGUUCACGAGGAAAUGAUCGUCACAAAUUAUACGUAACGUAAUAAGUAACGCACGAGCGUGCGUUUGUCAUUGCUCCACCGUGGCGCCUUCCUGUGCAUAGUAUUUUGUGUCGGGAUGUCUUGACAAUGAUGGAUUCAAUUGCAAGCUGGAUAUUUCUGGAAAUAUUGCAGUGGUUUAUCCAUGUCAUAAAAGUGCGUGAUCUAGUCUCGUUUUGAACAUGCGCGACUUGCGUGUGGCGCACAGGGAGAGGCGGCAAAUAUCUGCAUUAACUCUGCUGAGAAUAAUAAGGGCACUUGGUCCAGCUUUGGCAAGUGGAGUGAGGAUGGUGGAUCUGACUGCAGGAGAUUUGCAGGCGCGGAUAGUGGGGUGUGUGUGUGUGUGUGUGUGUGUGUGUUUGAGACACACCACACAGCACCACUUAGCGCCGCUGUGGUGACCCAGUAUGACGAACUAAAGCCCUGGACAAUACGUGUCCAUUGGAUAACCAGCUCCCCCCACUCUCUCUUCCUCUUCCUCUCUCUCCCUCUGUCCGUGCGCACUCGCCGUGCUUUCUUCAUGCGUCAGGGGAGCUCCGUGAGUCACGGCAGAGUCGUGCGUAACUGCAGAUUUCACUCCAUUUGCGCUGAGAUUCCGAGGACCACUGAUGUUUAACGCUCACUUGCAAGGACACUGAUCUAGAUCGACAUAUUUAUCUUGUGGAACAUCCCACAGCUCGUCUUCUCUCCCUCCCUCCCUGCUCUCUGUACCAGUCCGACGUCAGACAUGACGACCGAGACCCCUCAGCAACAGCUGGACCCUCCGCCUCCUUUGAGAUCCAGCCCCGGGUCUAGCGUAUUGCACCCCGCCAUGCUGAGCCCACAAGCCGCUGCUGAAGCUUCGUCCUCUGUCGUCAAAGGGAAAAAGACAAGUUCUGUUUUAAGGCGACCGGAAAAACCGCCAUACUCUUACAUUGCCCUCAUUGUUAUGGCAAUUCAGAGCUCCCCCACCAAACGACUGACUCUCAGUGAGAUCUACCAGUUUCUCCAGGCUCGCUUCCCAUUCUUCAGGGGCUCAUAUCAGGGAUGGAAGAACUCAGUCCGGCAUAAUCUCUCUCUCAACGAGUGCUUCAUCAAGCUGCCCAAAGGACUGGGGAGGCCGGGGAAAGGCCAUUACUGGACCAUCGACCCGGGCAGUGAGUUCAUGUUCGAAGAAGGCUCGUUUCGUCGCAGACCCAGAGGCUUCAGGAGAAAAUGCCAAGCUCUGAAACCCAUGUAUCGGAUGAUGAACGGAAUAGGCUUCGGCGCAUCCAUUCUCCCGCAGAGUUUUGAUUUCCAGGCUCCAUCUGGAACCAUCGCCUGUCACAGUAACAGCCUGGAUAUGAGCAAUUCGAUGGCCGGGGGAUACGAAGGUCUCAGCGGCGGCCACCACGUAUCACACAUGUCACCGAGCCCCGGUUCUCCGUACAUGGCGAGCUGUCCCGUGCCGCCUAACGGGGAAUAUGGACCGGACAGCAGCAGCAGCAGCCCCGUACCGUCCUCUCCUGCCAUGGCCAGCGCGCUGGACUGCCACUCCCCGUACGCUGGUACAUCGGCACACUGGUCAUCUUCCGGCGGGUCCCCGUACAUAAAGCAGCAGCCUCUCGCCUCCAGCAGUGCCGCAUCCUCUAGUUUACACUCCGGUAUGUCGCCUUAUUCCCUGGAGCAGAGUUGCCUUCACCACAGCGGCAGAGACAGCAACUCCACCGACUUAUCAGUGGGGAUUUCACGGUAUCAGAGCCACUCGUCGGUGUGCGACAGGAAAGAUUUCUUGUUGAACUUUAACGGCAUUUCGUCCUUCCACCCCUCCUCCGCCAGUGGAUCUUACUACCAUCACCAUCCCCGCCACCACUACCACCAUCCGCAGGGCGUGUGUCACGACAUCAAACCGUGCAUCAUGUGAACACUUUGUGUCACCGAGGACUUUAAACCCCAAAGGAAAUGAGAUGAAAGUGUAUUUUAUUUUAUUAUCAUUAUAUAUAGUUUUUUUUAUAUAUAUAUAUACAAAUAUUGCUAUUAUUUGGUAAAAGUCAUACCUGGAAGGAUUUGUAUGUGCGCUCGUGCCUUCACCUCCUCCCUGCAGCCAAAGAGAAACGAUGCAUUUUGAAGGAAAUGAAGAAACACACAGAAGCCUUUAAAGAAACCGCUUUGCCUGUGUCAGAAUAACAACUUUGUUUGGUCGUAUACUUGCAAACAAAUUGUAUUCUAUCUAACGGUGUUGUGUCUUAUCAGAGUAACCACACACACACACACACACACACACACACA
Solea solea (common sole) is the source of this 2316-nucleotide messenger RNA. Its product is annotated as forkhead box protein F2-like. Gene Ontology annotation, molecular function: DNA-binding transcription factor activity, RNA polymerase II-specific; RNA polymerase II cis-regulatory region sequence-specific DNA binding. Bases 797 to 1951 code for a protein of 384 amino acids. Gene Ontology annotation, biological process: regulation of transcription by RNA polymerase II; animal organ morphogenesis. The transcript has 2 exons. NCBI's taxonomy places the organism in Eukaryota, Metazoa, Chordata, Actinopteri, Pleuronectiformes, Soleidae. Gene Ontology annotation, cellular component: nucleus. The record is from RefSeq and is a predicted model, not a curated record.